This is a messenger RNA of Tarenaya hassleriana, 2488 nucleotides long. RefSeq names its product protein TRIGALACTOSYLDIACYLGLYCEROL 4, chloroplastic. Gene Ontology annotation, molecular function: phosphatidic acid binding. Gene Ontology annotation, biological process: acylglycerol transport; ER to chloroplast lipid transport. The coding region runs from base 671 to 2113 and encodes 480 amino acids. Gene Ontology annotation, cellular component: chloroplast envelope. Lineage: Eukaryota; Viridiplantae; Streptophyta; Magnoliopsida; Brassicales; Cleomaceae. The record is from RefSeq and is a predicted model, not a curated record. The transcript is spliced from 6 exons.
CGAAACAAGACCCCAUUUCUUGAUCUCUCUAUUUCACACUGGUGGCGUAACCAAAACAAGGUUCGCUAAUGUCCGAUUUCAUCUUUCAGGUUAAACUGCGACGCUUUUUAUCCGAUUUUGUUAGUUUAUUAGGGUUUUUUUUUUCUUACCCUCUUGUUCUUGCACAAUCCAGAAUUCAGUGGGUUCCUUAUUUUAUUUCGUUUUUUCGUCUAUUUCUCGAUCAUGUGAUCAAUUUUUGAAUAUUAGGGUGCCGUAAGUUGAGAUGAUCUGGGCUUGCUAUGGCAUCCGUUGGCUGAAGAUUGAAAUCCAAUUCGAAAGUUUUGAACUUUUCGAGAAUUUGAAUCUGUGCCCAAUUGGCAAUUGGUGGUUUUUCUCUCUGUAAUGUUGGGUUUCUUUUAGAAUUUCCUUUAGGGGUUUGGGUCAGAGCAAAACGGUGUGGAGUCCUCUCAUGGAAACGAGAAACGUCACGUGGUUCUUCCGAAUCACGGGUCGCAUAACCCGAGCUCCAGUUGUACGUAAUGCUGUUUGCCACAGGACAAACCGGCGUGCAGUCCUCUUAUGAAAAAGUAGAACGGCACGCGUUCUUUGUGAAUUAAUACAUUCCACACCAACAAAACCGACGGCGUUGUAGUUCAUAUAUCGGUCAGGGUGAAAACGAGCGGCGACGGCGAUGAACAGGCUGAAAUGGCUGUCGGAGGGCGAUGUCUGGGAGCUCGACAUGUCGACGCCGGUGACACUCGAAGCCACCGCCCGACCAACUCCCGGCGACCCACUUCCUCUGGGUCUCUCCAGAGGCACUCGCCUCACUCGCCCCAAGCAGAUUGAGUUCUUCCACCGCUUCAUGGCCACACCUCUCAUUCCCAGCUUCUCGCCUCUCCGUCCAUCCUCCAGAGACGGCGUCGGAGGCGGAGGCGGGCUGUCUCUCCAACGGGUCCUAACUUUCCCCUUCUCUAAUAACUGGUUCGUGUCUCUUCUGGGUCAGUUCGAUGUUCAAAGAUUUGUGUCAGAGAUGAAGAAGAAUGGUGGUUUUCAUCGAGGGUCGUCCGCAGCUUCUCGUUUAAACACCUUUGUUAAGCAUAUCCAGGACAAAUCGUUGUACGCACUGGGUUUCUGCUCCGAGUUUUUGUUAACACCAGAUGAUACUUUGCUUCUUAGCUAUGAUACUUACAACUGUGAUCUUGAGCAGAACCCGAGGGCCAAGGCUGUCUUCAAUCACAAGUUUCCGCUUCACACAUUGAGCGCAGAGGCAGUUUGGCCUGGACUUUUUGUUGAUAAACAUGGUGACUAUUGGGACGUCCCAUUCUCCAUGGCUGUUGAUUUAGCUUCCCUUCCUGCUGUGUCUGGUCCGAGUUACCGUUUCUGUUUGCAUCACAACAGCGGGCAUCCUAAGAAGCUCAAUGGAGAUGUUACAGAAGAAGUCCCGACCACUCUCCUUCCUGGUUUGUCUCUUAAAACUGCUGUUUCUUAUAGGACAAACAUGGAUAUUUGGCGGAGUAAUGCUCAGAAGCUCGGAUCCAGCAAGCCCUUUGACAUUUUCCUCUGCGAUCCUCGUGUAUCAAUAUCCGGGAUCAUUGGUGGUGUAAUGACUGCUGCAUUUGGUGAAAAUUCAAUUAGAUCGAAACUUCAAGGGGAUUCUGAUGGUAUUGAAGGAUUAUCUAUUCAUUUUCCGUCGCUAAAAUCCGGGUUCUUAGCUGAUGGAUUUGGGCGGGCAUCGCUGACAGCUCAGUAUGGGAACUUCCAGAAAUCGUUCUUGGAUCUCACCCGGUUUCAUGCUAGACUGGACUUCCCUAAAGGUCUUAGGUUUGCUUCCGGUGCCUUUAGUAUUGCGCAAGAUCUUUUCAAUUCUCAGCAGCCGAAACUAGAAGCAUUCCAGAGAAUCUGCCCUGAAGUUUCGGUUUCUCUGCAACAACAGAUUAUCGGACCGUUUAGCGCGAGAGUUGAGUCGGGAAUUCAGAUCGAUCUUAAGAACGGAGCUAAUCCCAUCUUGCACGUGGAUAAUUCGAUAUUUGCCGUGGAAUAUGCUCUUCAAGUGCUCGGUUCUGGAAAGGCCGUUGCUUGGUAUUCACCGAAACAGAAAGAAUUCAUGGUUGAGCUUCGUUUCUACGAGAUAUAGCUUCAGGAGGUUAUAUAAUGUGAUCUGAUAGCCAUUGAUGUGAAACAGAAGGUGGUUCAAUAGAAGGGAAGCCUAUGCAUGUUUGAUGUCCACUGACAUCUUUUAACUAUCAUAUACGACGGCUACAAUACGCGGAGAUACACAGGAUGAAACUAGACGCGAAGCACUGUAUCCUGAGUUCCAAGAUACGAUAAAACGCUGCGUUUUAAGCGUUACCCCGCAUUUUCGAAAGAAGCGAACGCGUAACCCAGCGUCUCUCUCUGUCGCUGGACGCUCUCGGUCUUUCAGAAGAAAAAGGCUCGAAAUUUGGAAAUUUGCCAGAAACAAGACCCCACUUUUCUUGAUCUCUCUAUCUCACACUGGCGUAAUCAAAGG